This is a messenger RNA of Saprolegnia parasitica CBS 223.65, 411 nucleotides long. RefSeq lists its product as hypothetical. The annotation marks the transcript as partial. The record is from RefSeq and is a predicted model, not a curated record. The transcript has a single exon. Lineage: Eukaryota; Oomycota; Saprolegniomycetes; Saprolegniales; Saprolegniaceae.
AUGUGUUUCGCUUUUGAACAAGUCUGGACGUAUCAAGAACCGUUUGCACCGUACUACGUGGCAGCCUCGAACGUCGAUCUGCUCGUGGUGGUAUGCGCAGUCGUUGCCGAAACAUCGAGUGCGUUGGCUGCAAAGAUCAUUGGAUCUUGUACAAAUCAAGUGCGUUGUGGGGCCGUACAGUGCCAUCCCAAUACUCUUCAUAGCAGAAAACGGACUGUCCAGGCAGAGUUGCGCACGUUGGAGCGUCGUCUAUGCAUCAAGCGUCUGUCCAAUGCAGCCGUGCUGCAACCGAACGCGCCACGAGGUGCCAUAGCCGUGCCAGCGGUGGAAUGGAAGGAGGUGUCCGCCGAUGCCAGAGUUGUAAAACCCUCUUUUUCAAUGCAAAUCUCCAAGCAAACGUUGCUUAACGAA